GGUGGCGAUAUUCAGGUUCGACCUCUCGCGUGGCCGCCUCGCUUGGUGGCGAGACCUCAUUCCAGGUGGCGGACACACGAAAACGGUGCCAGAAAACGUUCGUACGCGUGGACGGGAAGGUCGAGACAUAGGCCGGGCCUGUGUGCACGCGCGAUCCAUCGAGGGACAAACCGGAACGUCGUUCACGCAGCGUCGAUCGUCACCGUGAUCACGGUUUCACUCUGCUAGAGGUCCGUGAAGACAGGACAGACACAUCGCGACUACCUGGCAGGUGGAUCUGUUCCCGGAAUUCUCUUCUUUGUCUGCCAGUGGGCUGGGUGGACGGUGCGCGCGCGAACACGAGGUCCUCGUCGGCCCCGCGGUGAUCAUCGGCACCUGGUGAUUUCAAUGCUCGGUGCGGCUGUAACGACGACCGGAAGAGGGAAGCCCGUACCGUGGUAUAUCGUGCGCGAUUUUUCGCAGUGUCUCGGUUACCUACCCGUAGGCGGAGCACGGCUCGUCGAUAGAAAGUAAAUCGUGUCCGACGUUGGCCGGCAGAGAGAAGGAAACACGACCGAGGAGCUCGAAGGAGAGAUGUUCGAACUGCACCGGGACGGGUGCCGAGGUUUCUCGUGGACCAAGCUGCUGGACAUGGAAGCAUGAGAACGUGGCACGCAGCGUCUUGCACAGCGAGGAGCAGCCCGGCCUGAGGACACAGUCAGAGGAAUCAAGCAGGAAACGGAAGCUAAACGGCAGAAGCAUCUGAGAGGACGAUGUAUCGGCCGAACUUUUACGAGAGCACGUGUCUGAGGUGCGCUCAGACCGUGUACCAGGUGGACAGGGUCGGCCCGCUGAAGGACUUCACGUUCUUUCACGCGGGCUGCUUCAAGUGCGCGAUCUGCGGCACCAAGCUGACCCUGAAGACCUACUACAACAACCAACACACGAUCAACGACAAGGAGGUGUACUGUAGCAGCCACGUUCCCAAACCGGGGCCUGGAACCUUGGACGGGUCCAGCGUGGUCAUUAGGUCCGCGCUGAACGUACCGAGGAGCGGUUACGUCAACGAGCAGAUCAGAGCCGGCGGCGGGUCGCCGCGAGGAGUUUAUCCGCCUUGUUACGAUAAUGUAGACUCGCCUAAUUGUGCCAGGCACCUAAACGGACACGGUUCACCGCCGGCCACGAAUUCGUCCCAGCGUGAUCUUCAUGGGAACGCCGGCGGAGGCGCGUCCUCGCCGUACAACCACAAUUAUUCCGGAGACGGGAGCUACCAGUAUGGGAGAUUCGAUGCGAGCGCGCUUCACAUCGCCCAUGCCCUUAAGCAGACGGAGCUUCAGAAGGGCUACAGCAAGGCACGCGAGAAGCCCAUCGAUUAUUAUCUGGAUCGGGACGAGCAGACGCGGCUGGAGAUGAAACAUCGUAAGGAGGAGGAUGACCUCUAUCGGAAAUUCGCUCACCAUCGCGAAGAGGAGGACAGACGGAUUCGAGAGGAAUUCAGGGACGAAUGGGAGAAGGAGUUGGAACAGCUAUCGGCCAGAUGGGAACGCGAAAAAGGCGGAAAGCAGGAGAAGGAGGACCUGGAGAAGAACAUGACUCUUCGUAGGGACAAGAAGAAGGAAAGUCUCACGCGCAAAAUGUUGGAGCACGAACGGGCGGCAACCGCAGCUCUGGUGGAGAAACAGAGCUGCGAGAUGCUGGAGCUGAUCAACGAGGCAAGGAGCGAGUAUAUGCGGCAGGAGAGCCUGUAUCUGGACGAGGGGGACGGUUAUGCCCAGGAAGCGCCGCCUUUGCCUUAUCCGUCGCGUGCUCCACCCCCGCAACCCCCGGCCCUCGCCAAGUAUCACAUCUACAAUGAUCCUCUGGAGUUUGCUGACAUGGAUCAGAUAGCUAUUUCGGUGGCCCAGGAAGACCAGAAAACGUUCACAGACCUGGUACGGCAGUUGGUGAGCAGAUGCGGAUCGGAUAUAGAAAAAGCUAGGACGAUAUUCCGAUGGAUCACCGUGAAGAAUCUAAAUACUAUGCAGUUCGACGAGAAUCUGCGCGGGGACACGCCUAUGGGCUUGCUGAGAGGCAUAAAACACGGGACAGAGAGUUACCACGUUCUGUUCAAGCGACUGUGCAGUUACGCGGGGCUGCACUGCGUGGUCAUAAAGGGCUACAGCAAGUCGGCUGGCUAUCAGCCUGGCGUUUGCUUCGAGGACAACCGAUUCCGGAACAGUUGGAACGCGGUGUACGUAGCCGGUGCGUGGAGAUUCGUUCAGUGCAAUUGGGGAGCAAGACAUCUGGUCAAUGCCAAAGAAGUUCCUCGUCCUGGUCAACCAAAAGCCAAGAACGACAGUCUGAGAUACGAAUACGACGAUCAUUACUUCCUGACAGACCCGCGGGAGUUCAUCUACGAAUUCUUUCCUCUUCAGGAGGAGUGGCAAUUGCUCAAACAACCGAUUUCGCUCAAAGACUUCGAGGAACUGCCUUUCGUGCGCUCGUUGUUCUUCAGGUACGGCCUCUACUUCCCUGAUACGAACACGAACGCCGUUAUGUACACGGAUUCUACGGGCGCAGCGACCGUCAGGAUAGCCAUGCCGGCGCACAUGCAGUCGUCCCUCAUCUUUCACUAUAACCUCAAGUUCUACGAUAACGACGGCGACGGUUACGACGGCGUGUCGCUGAAACGUUUCGUCAUGCAGUCCGUCGUUGGGAAUAUCGUGGCAUUCCGCGUGCACGCGCCCUGCUCGGGAGCUUUCCUGUUGGACAUAUUCGCCAACGCGGUGACGCCUAAGGAAUACUUAACCGGGGAGCCUAUGAAGUUCAAGAGCGUGUGCAAGUUCAAAAUUGCCUGCGAGGAAUUGCAAACAGUCAUGGUACCACUACCAGACUGCGCCAGCGGCGAAUGGGGUCCCACGAAAGCCACCAGGCUCUUUGGUCUCAUACCGAUAACCCAUCAGGAGGCACUGGUGUUCGCUGGUCGCGAGCUGGAAAUUCAAUUCCGAAUGUCUAGACCGCUGACCGACUUCAUGGCGACGCUGCACAAAAAUGGCAUCGAGGAAAAACGGCUCUCCAAAUACGUCACACACUCGAUCGCCGACGACGACGUGGUGACUUUCUCGAUCAGCUUUCCCGAAGAAGGCCAGUAUGGACUGGAUAUUUACACCAGGGAGUCGACCAGUCCCACAAGCGUGCCGCAUGAUAUCACCGGUGAAAAGCACCUGCUCACCCAUUGCUGCAAGUAUCUGAUCAACUCCAGCAAGAGGAACUAGCAACGUCGACUACGAUUUCGUGUUUUUUAUACGUAUAAGUAUAUACAUUUAACGACUUUGCUGACGAUUCGACAUGGAUACGAAGAAACAUCGCGUGCAUCGUUGGAGAUUGGCUCACGUGAUUCUAGACUAAAGGAACCUUUUGGGAAUCCCGAGUGACGCGUAAGAACUAAUCCGUGAGGUUAGCCUCUACUUGCCAGUAAAUUACUCGUCGACUAACAAGAGUUAAUCGAGCUGACGAUUAUCGAAAGGUGGUGUUCGCGAUGGUAGCCAGGCAAACGGGGAGGAAAGUACAACUGGUUCUUGACACGAUCCUGCGUGGAACCUCGACGAAUGGCCACCAAAAUGCAAGAACGAUUCCGAUCUGACGCGCUACCUCCACGUUCUUCGUAGUUCAUUAUAACGAUAGUCUAUUGUUCGAGGAUAAUCGUCGAGGAUGAUACGUCUCUAACUCUUCACGCUGCGCAUCGCGAGGAAAAGAUAUAACGAGUAUAAUACUUAGCCGAGGGAUAAGCUCUGUUUAAUAGGAUCCUUAUUUAACUCGCCGAUUUUUCCGCGACAACCACCGUGUCGUCCGUGUUUCCGCGAGAAAGUUGGCAAUUAUAAGUUAACCAGCUCUGGAGAUCGCCCGCCGCGCUCCAACCGAAUUAAUCAAACUUUCUCGCCUCGACUCGAAGCAUUAAUCCCAAUUAUCUCGGUUCGUUUUAAUUCAAUCUCGGGAAUCGCGUUUCGUUUUGCGCGUUCGAGCAAUUCGGACAGCCUGGAACGAGCCGAGACUUCGUUACGCGAGGUGCUUUUGUGUAUAUAAAUUAUGCACACGAUCGUUUCCGUUCGACGAUUCCCUCGGAUCGAUCGGCGAACGCGAUCGACGAACGAGAUCGGCGUGAAACGCGAGAUCUCUCGUUUCCAUGGAUGCGCGUGCUUUGUUCUCAAGUCUUCUAUGCUGUUUGUAUUUUAACGAUGGUAUAUAUAAAGCAUUCCUUUUUCUCUUGUUGCGAACGACCGUCGUCGCAAAAUUAACGCCACGACGAACGAUCUCGUCGAUCGUCUGCGAGGAAUAUCG
This is a messenger RNA of Eufriesea mexicana, 4296 nucleotides long. RefSeq names its product peptidase hillarin (gene Hil). The coding region runs from base 753 to 3233 and encodes 826 amino acids. NCBI's taxonomy places the organism in Eukaryota, Metazoa, Arthropoda, Insecta, Hymenoptera, Apidae. The transcript is spliced from 14 exons. The record is from RefSeq and is a predicted model, not a curated record.